Dreissena polymorpha is the source of this 3223-nucleotide messenger RNA. RefSeq lists its product as uncharacterized. Bases 152 to 1174 code for a protein of 340 amino acids. The record is from RefSeq and is a predicted model, not a curated record. The transcript is spliced from 7 exons. Lineage: Eukaryota; Metazoa; Mollusca; Bivalvia; Myida; Dreissenidae.
AUCAACUUACUUCCGGAAAGAUUGUUGACAUAAUUGCUAUGGUUUGCAGUUAAAUAUUUUUCGGGAAAAAUCAGACUGUCCAGUAUAUUUCCUGUUUGAUAACAUCUGUCAGCCUUCAUUAAGAGACAGUUAAUGGUUACAAGCACCCAAAAUGACAGAUAAGAUUAUUGCUCGACCGGGGAACUUUGAACAUGUCACUAAAAUGAGCAGGGUUGAUCAAGGAUUUGCGCAACCAAAAUCAAGUCCUAAGCCACUGUUUCGUCAGCUACCGAUAAAACUUUAUGAGGUCCAUUCCGAACCUAAGCCGGAUUUCAUCAGAGCGGAGAUGAAGCUAGGGCGCAACAUGAGGGCUGCCCCAAAGGGAAGCAUCCCUAUGAAUCCCCCUAACCCCCAGCUUGACCCCGAUGCUAGUGAGCCUCUCCUACACAAUCAGUUGCACUCCACUAACCCUGUCUCCGACUACUACGCUAACCUCCACCCCCGCCUUACUUCCCCAUCCCUCUUCGGCCCAAGUGUGCUUCCGGAUAUCGCAGCCCUACGUUGCAUCACCAUCCCACAACACCCAUCUCCGGCUUUGAUUGAGAUGCUCAAUCGUAACCACCUAAAAAGCGACACACCACCUUCGCGACAGCAUGAUGUGCAGUCAAAUCAUGCGAAACACAGCUACACAGAUGAAAAUCGGAUGUUUGCUGCUCCUCGAGAAAUACAGUCACAAACCAGGGAUCUUCCCAUGGAGCCACACGAAGGCAGUAAACCAGAACCAUUCAAUGCAAGAGCAAACAUAAGUGAAACAGAAAGAGAAAGAAUCAUUGAUGCCAAACGGCGAGAACUUGACUAUGGAUUCCGUUCAAGUCUAUUGACCCAGAUUACUACUCAGGCGGAAAUAAACUGUCCACCAAAAGAAAUUACUCCUAGCAAAGCCAUUCCUGCAGUGUCUGCUGAACCGACUCUUACUCCCCCUCCUCCUAUUAAUUUGUACAACUCGUACAAAAUGAAAGAUGGGCCAAGCAGUGGUGGGGACAACACAGGUCAAAACAGUUCCGCUUCAAAUGAACGGAAACCAAAUGAAACGUCUCGGCUGAAGAAUAUUGCAGAAAAUGCGGAGGAAAUUGCUGAUGACUUAGAGGCAGGCCCUAGAAGUGAUGAUGACGAUGAUGGCACUUUUAAUUUUUGAAAAAAAAUUAACCUCAGAAAAGAAAAACACUGUUAUUUCAUUAAAUAUAUUUUGUUUGUGAUUGAAAUUUACCAAAUUUGUUCCAUGGGUCACAAUUGUUUGGCCAUGUUUUUCUGUUUCUGUUAAAGUAAUCAUGCUUGAUCUUUUUUUAGAACAUACUUUAAUUGCAAGUUUUAUUAUAAGAUUUCUUUUUAAAUAAUGCUCAUUCCAUUAAUAUAAGCAAUCGUUAAUGAGUGUUUUGUCAUAUAUUUGAUCAUGUUGAUGUUUUGCUUAUUAAUGCAAAUGAAAUUGAUAAUUUUAGAAAGCAAUUUCAAACUGACAAAAGUAAAUAUGCAGUGUUUUACAUGUAUUACAGUAAUAAUACAUGUACAAAUCACUGAUGUUUUAUCUUUCAAUGUGUAGUCUAUUCAAAACAAAUUGACAGGAAAUAUUUUGUUAAAAAAAAAAGAUAUACAUUUUACAAUUGUAUCGAUAUAUAUUUAAUAAAAUUAUUUGUAAAUUUGUGUUGUUUUAUAAGAUAUUUUUUUAAUUUUGUCUUGGAAAACAAUACAACAAUAUUUUUAAAGCUUUUCAGUCCUUUUUUGAAACAUAUAAUUGACAAAGUAUGAUGCCAAUUUUUAUACUGACUGUUUUUUAAUUUCCUUUUUAAUCAUAUACUAACAUACCAUAUAUUUCAAUCGGGAGGUACAAACUUAAUUAAAAAAAAUAUAAUGCCAUAUUAGGAUGCAUAGAGUAUGAUCUUAUUGAGUAUAAUUUAUAUGUAUAUACACAAGUUUUCAGUUAAUAAUAUACAUUUAUAAUUACCGGUAUACUUAAUUGAUAUUUAAGUUAUGUCUCAUAUACUGCAAAUUCCAGCUUAAAUUUGUGUUUAUAAAUGCAUGGGUACUGUAAUAUGUGCUAUACAUAUAUGUGAUUCAAAACUGAAUGAGCAUGAAUUAAAAAUUGUAAAAAAUAAAUAUGCCAACCAUUACACAACAAACAUUUCAUGCAGUGGAUAGGUAAUUUUCAUAAAAUAAAACUUUUAAAUAGAAUUAUCUUUAAAUGUAACCUUUAUUUUCAAUACCUGUAUUUAUGCUGAAUAUGUUUGUAUCGAUUUUUUGUUAAUUCUUUACUUUUGUGUGUUCUUACUCUAGAAUUGUAGCAUCUUUUUUAGAUUAUUAUGCAUAGCAUUUUCUGUGAUAUUGUAAGUAGUUUCGUUUAUCUUAAUAAUCAUGAAUUACGAUAAUUAUGGUAAUGUUAUUACUUAUUGUAAGUUUUCAGACAUCUUUUUUAGUCCAAACAAUUAUUUUUUGUGACUUAUUUUUCAAACACUCAGAUUUCAGCCUAUUAUUCAUGACGUUCAUUGUUCAUUUGGUGACAUGUGUUUUUACAAUUGGAUGAUGUUUGUUUGGUAUCAUUUUAAGAACAACUGUUUGAUGUUACUUAGUUCCAAAUAUUAUGUCCUGGUAGAACCUUUCAGUAAACAAACUCAAACAUUUCAAACCCUUUUAAAUUCAUUGAAAACAUAUCUUUAAGUAAUAAAUACUUGUCAGUGCAGUAUUUACAAGCACAUGCUUUCAUUUAACAAGAACAUCCAGCAUGUCAUGUUAUACACAGCAAUUGUCAGUGACUCUAAUUUGUUGAAAUUGUCCUUUUUAAAUAUUUAUGUGUAUCACAAUUUUAGGAACCGAAAUAAUAAUUAUCAUGUUUACAUGUCUGAAACAAGGUCGCAUUAUUAGCAUACAAAACUGUAGACAUAAAAAUCAGAGAACCAGGAUAAUUAUGUAAUUAUUUAAUAAAACCUCAAACUUUGUACAUGACUACUAGGCGAGACUGCAUAUUAUUUUUAUUUCCGAAAUGCAUAUGAAUAAAUGUUAAUCAUAAGGUUUUUUCUGUGAAAUAAAUGUGUAGAAAUCACAACACAAGACUUUGCAUUUCUUAAUCAUCCCCCACAGGUUUGAUGUUUCCUUCUUUGUCUACAGAAAAAGUCACAGUUCUAAGAAGAAAAGGAAAUAUAUUGCAUUAAGUUAUUGAUGCUGAUCAUUAAUGCUUCUUUGAAAAUGACAUUAU